Molecule: messenger RNA, 2411 nt
Organism: Camelus dromedarius (Arabian camel)
Lineage: Eukaryota; Metazoa; Chordata; Mammalia; Artiodactyla; Camelidae
Gene: CA12
Product: carbonic anhydrase 12
Exons: 10
Coding region: 247-1278 (343 amino acids)
Biological process (GO): one-carbon metabolic process
Cellular component (GO): plasma membrane
Molecular function (GO): carbonate dehydratase activity; zinc ion binding
Source: RefSeq, a predicted model, not a curated record
GGGGCGCCGGACCUCCUGUAGGCAGGGCGUUCUCCCCUCCACCCCCACCCCACACGAUGACAUCAUGUGUUUGCGGCUGAGUCGCUCCAUAAAAGCAGCCCGCGAGAAGCCAGGAGCCCAAAGGAUAGACGUGCUCGCCCUGGCGCCCCGGCUGCGCGCACGAGGUCCCGGUGCGCGCCCCGCCAGCCCCGGAGCAGCCAAGCCGCCGGCCGCCCGCGCCCGCCUUCCCGAAAGAGCCGCCCGAAGAUGCCCGGCCGCAGCCUGCACGCGGCUGCUGUCCUCCUGCUGGUGAUCUUAAAGCAACAGCCUUCCAGCCCAGCCCCACUCAACGGAUCCAAGUGGACCUACUUUGGUCCCGACGGGGAGAAGAACUGGUCCAAGAACUACCCGUCGUGCGGGGGCCUGCUGCAGUCCCCCAUAGACCUGCACGGCGACAUCCUCCAGUACAACGCCAGCCUUGGGCCCCUCGCCUUCCAGGGCUACAACGCGUCUGCCAACCAGCCGUUCAUCCUGACCAACAAUGGCCAUUCAGUGAAGCUGAAAUUGCCCAAGGACAUGCAAAUCCAGGGCCUCGGGGCCCGCUACAACGCCUCACAGCUGCACCUGCACUGGGGGGACCGGAACGACCCCCACGGCUCCGAGCACACUAUUGGUGGGAAGCACUUUGCCGCCGAGCUGCAUAUUGUCUAUUACAACUCAGACCUGUACCCCAACGCCAGCAUCGCCAGUGACAAGCCAGAAGGCCUCGCUGUCCUAGCUGUUCUCAUAGAGAUGGGCUCCUCCAAUCCAUCAUAUGACAAGAUCUUCAGUCACCUUCCAGAUGUAAAGUACAAAGGCCAAGAGGUGCACAUCCCGGGUUUCAGCAUUGAGGAGCUGCUGCCGGAGAGGCCUGAGCAGUACUACCGCUACAAAGGGUCCCUGACCACACCGCCUUGCCACCCCUCCGUGCUCUGGACAGUCUUCCGGAACCCUGUGCAAGUUUCCCGGGCUCAGCUGGUGAAGUUAGAAGAAGGCCUGUACUGCACAAAUGUGGAUGACCCGUCCCCCAUAGAGAUGGUCAACAACUUCCGGCAGGUCCAGAAGUUUGAUGAGAGGCUGGUGUACGUCUCCUUCCAACAAGGCAUCGCCCUUUCCGUGGCCCUGGCCGGCGUUCUUGGCAUCUGUAUUGUCCUGGCAGUAUCUGUUUGGCUUUUCAGAAGGAAGAAGAGCAAAAAAAGUGAUAACAAAGGUGUCAUCUACAAACCGGCCACCACGCAGGAGUCCGAGGCCCAUGCCUGAGGCCCCGGCGCAUCCAGGCACGUCCAGGCAUGUCCAGGGAAGGACUCGGCUUUGGACGCUACAUGCUAUGGCUCCCUGGAUGCUUCAAAUACCUGAGGGUUCUCUGGAGCUCAGCCCACAAAGACCCCAGACCCCUGGGGGGUGCCCAGCAGAGCGCCCCGCCAUCUCGCUGCCCCGCCACCCUCUGUGGGAUCACGGAUGGGAAGAGCUCGCCAGGGAGGCGAGGACUCUGCGCUGUCUGCUUCCUCUGUGUGAGACCACUCAGGGGUCUGCCAUCUGGGGGCACAAACCACGUCGCCUGCCGGGGGCUGUGACUGGCUGGAAAACAUUUGCAUCCAGGGGUUCAUGGGAAUUGUGCUUCUUCUCCACGUUUUCAGACCAGAAUGUGCUCUCUCUGCUCAGGCUUUGCUUUUGAGACUCAGUUUCUUUCCUCAGGGAAGGGCGUAUGGUCUGAUUUUCUUCUGCUGUGACAAAACUUUCAGCCUGACCUUACAACUGGGGGUUGGGGAGGAGGUGGGGGGAUGCAGGGGGAGGUGGGAACAGGAAAGGUCAAGGUGUCAGAGACAAAAAGCAAGCAAGAGAUAUUCUCAGAAAUACAGCAGAGGCAUUUUCCGAGUCCUGUCCUUUGCAGUCAAAUGCUCUGCCACUGAGCUCCACCCCCUCCCGGAGUCCUGUCCUUUGGCUCAGACGCACUGAAUGGAUCUUAGAGUGAGAAGACAUGUAAGAUCUGCAAGAGUCUCACUUUGGAAUCAGAAGUGGAGUCAGAAGUCGCUUGUCAGGCCACAAGUGUCAGAAGGACAGACUUAUUAAGUGCAACCCAAUCUCCUGUCAGCAGAGCAGUUAUGUUUUAUACUCCACAGAUUUUUGAAUAACUAGGCUAUUCUUGAAAACAUGUUGUUGCUUUCUGUCUCCCAGAGUGGACGUGAACUCUGAGAGGACCCCAACUGCUUCUGAAUCUGGAGGCAGCAGGCAGAAGCGAAAGGAUUGAAGAGUCUCAUCUCUUCUGCCCAAAUUUCAUUUCUGCCACCUCUGCUGUGUCCCUACUGUCAUCCCGAAACUGGGACUUACCUACUUCUCUGACCUGGAGGAUGUCAAGUCGUGGCUGAGUUAAAAUAUAUUUUCAAGCUGUAAAA